Messenger RNA from Labeo rohita (rohu), 3537 nucleotides. It is a transcript of the gene gpnmb, whose product is annotated as glycoprotein (transmembrane) nmb. The coding region runs from base 146 to 2044 and encodes 632 amino acids. Gene Ontology annotation, biological process: cell adhesion. The transcript has 12 exons. Lineage: Eukaryota; Metazoa; Chordata; Actinopteri; Cypriniformes; Cyprinidae. The record is from RefSeq and is a predicted model, not a curated record. Gene Ontology annotation, molecular function: integrin binding.
GCUGUAUUAAAUCAGAGCUCGUGCGGAUGACUGUGGAGCACCAGAGAGUUGAGGGGUCUGAGAUCAAGCAGCUGGAGUUGCAUCGGGGGACAAACGAAAGAAAAAAAAACUUUGUAUAAACUAUAUUUGUAUUAUCCAACAAAUCAUGAUGCAUUUGGAAAUGCUACUACUUGUGAUGACCUGGGCAUUGUUCGUUCCUGUAACGAACAGCAAAAAAACUUAUGGUGACAUGUUCCCUCACAAACACAAACCCCCUUUUCCAUUCCCAAUCCCUGGAUGGGAACCGGACACGAACCCUUGGGAUGAAUCACUGUAUCCCCCCUUCAAACAACAGCUGAAUCGCAGACAUGAGAAACCACCGAGGGUGCGUCUCACAAGCGACAGUCCUGCAAUGAACGGCUCGUGCAUCUCGUUCACUGCAGCUCUGGAGUUUCCACCGUGCCAGAAGGAGGACAGCAACGGCAACCUGGUGUAUGAUGAGCACUGUGACGACGGUAUGAUGGAGGCCUCAGCCAAUGGACAGAUGCGUUCAGGAUACGUGUUUAACUGGACAUCCUGGUUGGAUGACUAUGGCUUUGGGAGGUGUGCAGAUCUGAAGAGGUGCAAUGUUUUCCCUGAUGGAAAGCCUUUUCCUCAGACCAAUGAUUGGAGACGUAGAGGUUAUGUGUAUGUGUGGCACACCAUGGGCCAGUAUUUUGAGACAUGUGAUGGUUCCUCCUCCCAUCUGACACUGAAUACCACUAACAUGACGUUUGGAGCUGGUGUGAUGGAGGUGAUGGUGUACCGCAAACGCGAGCGCAGGAAGUACAGCCCACUCUCUGUGGACAGUACUGUAUUCUUUAUAACAGAUAAGAUUCCACUCUCUGUGAACAUUUCCCAAAAGCAUGCAGGCAGCAAACCUGACAAAAACAUCUUUGUCAAAGGGUCAGAUGUGAUUUUCAACGUCCAAAUCCAUGACCCAAGUAACUAUUUGAAGACGGCUGAUGCGGUGGACUUCAUUUGGGACUUUCAGGAUGGCAACCAGUUGGUCACCCACAGCAAUGUGGCAGCCCAUGCGUACAACAUGCUUGGAAACGUUACAGUCAAGCUCCUCGUGGAGGCGUCAUUCCAUGUGCCCUGCCCGCCACCAACUCCAACACCAAUGCACUUUACGCAGACUCAGACCACAGCAAUGCCUACACUACCGCCUGGCACUCAUGCAUUCACUAGCAAAAUGGACACCACCAAGGCUCCUAUCAUCACCAGUCCUUCGCCAGCUACCACUCCUCGAGCCCCUACAACUGCUGUCCCAACAACUGAACCACUGCAAACCAAUUCAGAGGUGACGUCUAUUACAGCAACUGCUGUACCUGAGGCCAGCUCCACCUAUAACCAGCCCACCUCACGUCCAAUGGUCAAACACACACACUUCACAGAGUUGGACUGUUUUCGCCAUAUGUACGGAUCCUUUGAAGCCGAGAUCAACAUCAUUGAACCUCCUCCAGCUCUGCAGAACCUGCCAGCCAAUGAGAUUUUAAAGGUGUCGGCUGACAAAGUGACCAACACAUCUGUAAACUUCAUGGUGACUUGCUCAGGCAGCGUUCCCUCAGUGGCCUGCACCAUAGUGGCUAACUCGGCCUGUCGGGAGGUCAAGAAUAUCGUGUGUGAGGAUGUGGCCCCUUACGGUGAAGGAUGCAAGAUCAGUUUGACCCGCAUUUUCCAAACGCCGGGCAAUUACUGUGUUAACAUCACGUUGGGUCUGCCUGGAGGCUUGGCUCUUGCCACCACCACCUCAGUUUCAAUUGGCAACAGCCCUGACAUAAAGACUCCUAAAUCCUCCCAUGUUGCUGAGGUGGUUCUGUCUUCCAGCGCUGUGCUUAUUUCCAUCUUUGCAUUCAUUGCCAUCAUGGUUUACAAGCGAUAUAAGGUGUAUCGUCCAGUGAGACGCUCUUUGUUGGGUGAUGCUGAGAGAAAUGCUGGUAGCAGGAGUUUAAGCAGACUAAGAGCAGCUCUGUUCACUGCUGAUGAGGAGAGAAGCCGUUUAUUGACAGACAAGCCGCUAUAGACUGAUCAGAGUCGUUGCAGCAACCAUUUGCUAUUUAUUCAAUACAUCGGUUUGACUGUAGUUUAUCUAUGAGAAUAACAGAAGUGAUCUCAUAGGUGCGUGCUUUCAGCAAAUUUAGAUUACGCUGACAUCAGUUUGGCUAGAACAAGUAAUCAUAGCAUUUUAGUUAUAUUGCAUUCAUGCAAGCUUUAAAGAUUUUUAAUGGAAGAUGGGAAUGAAUGAGAUCAGAUAUGCCAGAUCGACAGGGGUUUUCACAUUCUAAAAUGACUAAAACAACUACUAACCGACCAAUCACAGUCCAACCGCAGUCCAAAGAAAUCAGUUUGGUUUUCCCAAACCAAAAUCACUAAAGUAUCAACUGCUUUCACCCAUUUUUCAAGUAACACUUUGUCUCAUUUGAGAUGUUCCUUAAUUUUCAGAAAGGAUGAGAAAGUUGAGUGAGAAGUUAGAUGUUUUGGAAUGUUCUGAGAAGUUAUACUUUGUUUUGACCACAGUUAAGAGAGAUAAAGACUAAUUUGGAGUAGUCAUCACAGUUACAUCACUUGCAGCUGUGUGUGCGCAUUGAGGUGGCAGCAAAACACUGUUAACAAAUUGAGGGAAAUGGGUACAAUCCAUGGAAUAAGAAAAAAAUUUAUUGUGGCUUUGGAUGUCAGAAUUGGAAUGCAAAUCAUUUUUAUUGAAUACUGUCAAAGACGCCAUUUGAAACUAAACGCAGAUGUUUACACGGAUAGACAAUGGAUGAAACCUGCUACUUUUAAAGCAUAAAUUUGAUUUAAACAAUAGGUCUACAUAAUAUUCAUAUAUGCAGUUCAUAGGGGACAUAUUGUAUUAGCCCUACAGUUACAGCAUGAAAUACUAUUUAAACAUAUAACAUUUUACAUAACAUUUACAUUUUAUUUCACAAUUCUGACCAUUAGUCUUGCAGAUACAAGUUUAUAUCUCCUAGUUCAGACUUUAUAACUUGUCUUUAACUCAAUGGCGAGUUUGUCAAUUCUGAGAAAAAAAAGCCAGAAAUGUGGGAUAUAAACUCAUGGUUCUGAGCCGAGGGAAAAAGAGAAAAUGACCAGUUGAUUUUUCUUAUCAGAACUGUGAUAUAUAAUCUUAGAAUAGCAAGAAGCCAGAAUUUUGAAACUCAAAUGUACCUUUUUGUUUUUACAUUAUUCUAUUCUGUACGUAGACUGCUCAUUACUGUUUGCAAACACCAAAACUGGUCUAUAUGAUUCAUUUUGAAUGUCUGGGGGCUAAAUUCGAAUUCUUUCUUUGAGAAAGACCUCUGUUUGAUGGUAAUUAAACUGCUGUCUCAUUGAAAACACUUUACUAACCCAGCAUGGGCAACUUGUUUUACUGAUCACACAUGCAGGUAUGCUUAUGUAUUAAAAAAAUUAACAUUUGACAGCACUUUUGAAAAAUAUUUCUCUUGUGAUUUAAAAUAAAAUAUCAACUUCUGUAAGUGCUAUAUGUACACAAAUAUUCUAAUAAAAGUUCUAAACCAC